AUGCGGUCCCUGGACAGCACCGGUGCCACGGAGCUGCAAGAGCCCGGGCCGUCUCAGCUACUGCCGGACGAUGUGCUCCCGGACCCACAUGAGGAGCCGGCAGCUGCGGAGGUAGCUGGGGCGCCCGGCCCCGGCCGGUGCAGCCUCUGCAGGUCCCUGCCGUGCGGCUGGUGCUCCGAGCGGGAAGCCAAGAAGAAAGCACCCUGUCCUGGACUUGGCUUGUUUUACACAUUGCUGUCUGCCUUCCUUUUCUCAGUGGGCUCUAUGUUUGUUAAAAAAGUACAAGACAUCCAUGCUGUAGAAAUUAGUGCGUUUCGAUGCGUGUUCCAAAUGCUAGUCAUUAUCCCUUGCUUAAUAUACAGAAAAACUGGGUUUAUAGGCCCCAAAGGUCAACGAAUGUUCCUCAUUCUGAGAGGAACCCUUGGUUCUGCUGCCAUGAUCCUUUUAUACUAUGCUUUCCAGGCAACAUCCCUCGCAGAUGCCACUGUUAUCACGUUUAGCAGUCCAGUGUUUACAUCUCUAUUUGCUUGGAUAUUUCUCAAAGAAAAAUACAGCCUUUGGGAUGCGCUCUUCACCCUAUUCACAAUUACUGGAGUGAUCCUUAUUGUACGACCACCAUUUUUAUUUGGUUCCAACCCUGAGAGGAUGGAAGGAAGCUAUUCAGUCCACCUUAAGGGAACAUUCGCAGCAAUUGGACAUGCUGUACUUGCUGCAUUGACUUUAGUUAUCCUAAAGAAAAUGGGCAAAUCUGUGGACUACUUUUUGAGCAUCUGGUAUUAUGUAAUACUUGGCCUCGUGGAAUGUGUCAUCAUCCUCUCUAUAUUAGGAGAAUGGAGUCUGCCUUUCUGUGGAUUAGACAGGCUAUUUCUCAUACUCAUUGGGCUGUUUGGUUUGGGGGGUCAAGUAUUUCUCACAAAAGCAAUUCAAAUUGAAAAAGCAGGGCUAGUAGCAAUAAUGAAAACUAUGGAUGUGGUGUUUGCUUUUAUCUUUCAGAUUAUUUUCUUUAACGAUGUGCCAACAUGGUGGACAGUGGGCGGGGCACUCUGUGUAGUAGCCAGUAGUAUUGGCGCAGCCAUUCGUAAAUGGUGCCAGAGUUCCAAGUGAAGCAUAAUUGUUGGCAUACAUUUGGUCAAGCACACCGUCA
This is a messenger RNA of Chrysochloris asiatica (Cape golden mole), 1144 nucleotides long. RefSeq names its product solute carrier family 35, member G1 (gene SLC35G1). Gene Ontology annotation, cellular component: endoplasmic reticulum membrane; plasma membrane. NCBI's taxonomy places the organism in Eukaryota, Metazoa, Chordata, Mammalia, Afrosoricida, Chrysochloridae. Gene Ontology annotation, biological process: calcium ion export across plasma membrane; regulation of cytosolic calcium ion concentration. The transcript is spliced from 3 exons. The record is from RefSeq and is a predicted model, not a curated record. The coding region runs from base 1 to 1104 and encodes 367 amino acids.